This is a messenger RNA of Linum trigynum, 414 nucleotides long. The record is from the annotation of a GenBank genome assembly. Lineage: Eukaryota; Viridiplantae; Streptophyta; Magnoliopsida; Malpighiales; Linaceae.
AUGAAAUAUCCUACUAUUUCUGAGAUGGCUAGGGAUAUUCUUGCUGUUCCUAUUUCCACUGUUGCUUCUGAGUCGGCAUUCAGCAUAGGAGGUCGAGUUUUAGAUUCGUUUAGGAACUCUUUAUCCCCUGAAGUUGUGGAGGCUUUGAUUUGUUGUGAAGAUUGGAUAAGAUCUUCAGACUCCGAGUUGGUGGCUGAUGGAGAAGAUGAGGGUGAUGAAGUGGUAUUUCAAAAUGUAUAUGCAGCUUUUCAAGCUCGGAGUGCAAGUGCACCUGCAGGACCUAGUGGAAGCUCUCCUGCUACCCAUGUUUUGGUCUCGAGUCCUACUAUGUCACAAGUGGAAGAAGACUAUGCCGACAACAAUUCCGAUGAGAAUGAUGAGACUUAUGUAGAUGUAGAGCCUGAUGAGGAGUGA